Callorhinchus milii (elephant shark) is the source of this 845-nucleotide messenger RNA. It is a transcript of the gene arl2bp, whose product is annotated as ADP-ribosylation factor-like 2 binding protein. NCBI's taxonomy places the organism in Eukaryota, Metazoa, Chordata, Chondrichthyes, Chimaeriformes, Callorhinchidae. Gene Ontology annotation, cellular component: mitochondrial intermembrane space. Bases 118 to 663 code for a protein of 181 amino acids. The transcript is spliced from 7 exons. Gene Ontology annotation, biological process: positive regulation of tyrosine phosphorylation of STAT protein; maintenance of protein location in nucleus. The record is from RefSeq and is a predicted model, not a curated record.
CGGGCCGGGGCCGGAGGGGGGGAACCCAGAGCCGCUGCUCUCCGUUGCCCGGGGGGGGGGGAAGCCUUUGGUCGACGGACCCCGGACUUCCGUUGCUGUGGAGAAACCGUUUCAACAAUGGCCUGGAAAUCACCAGUUCUGUUUGGUACUGGGGAUCGAGUCGUAGAAAUGGAGGAUGUAGAAGAAGAGAAUUUUGUGAUAUCUGUUUCAUCUGAUGUUGAUGCUGAGUUUGAUACAGUUAUUGGAAACAUAGAAGAUAUAAUUAUGGGUGAUGAAUUUCAGCAGUUACAGAGGCAUUUUAUGGACAAGUAUUAUUUAGAGUUUGAGAAUACUGAAGAAAACAAGCUCAUUUACACUCCAAUCUUCCAAGAAUAUAUUGAGUUGCUAGAGAAGUACAUUGAGCAGCAGUUAAUGGAGAGAUUGCCAGGCUUUAACAUGACUGCGUUUACCACAUCACUGGAGCAACAUAAGGACGAGAUCUCUGGAGAGAUAUUUGACAUGUUGCUGACGUUCACAGAUUUCCUGGCUUUCAAAGAAAUGUUUCUUGACUACAGGGCAGAAAAAGAAGGGCGUGGACUUGAUUUUGGUGCAGAUCUGGUCGUGACGUCUUUGUCGAAAUCAUCUUCGUUGCCUGGUCAAAGAGCUCCUAGCAACAUUCAUUAAUGUAAUGUCCUGUGUAUCUUGACACUAUUAUCUUCAAAGAGUUGCACACAUGAUGAUGCUUCAUUUAUGGAAAGUUACANUUUUUUCUGACGAGUCCAAAGGAAAUAAAUAAAUCCACCUAUUACAGAUACACAGUAAAAUGUCAAUACAAUAAUUCACUACGAGGGUGAUAUUAAGCCAGA